AUGGGCUCCAAUUCAAAAGAGAUACCAAUGUCUCAAAUGGCCAAUACGCCAUACAUGCGCACACAAGAAUACGCCUCAACACCCAAAUAUCCAUCUGAAUCAAGUGCAAAUGGAACUUUAGCUUUCCUCAACAACGACGAACUUGAUGAUAAGAAUGACACCGUCAUCGUCGACAACAAACUCUUCCGCCCCGCAACCCACCACUUCGCGGAAGGCGACUUCAUCCCGCCAGGCUUCUUCAAUCACGCGCAACUAGACGGUUUCACGCGUCGAUUCAGUUAUUCUCAAUGGAGCUAUGAAAUGCGUCGUCAGGCACAGCCUAUACUUCCAUUCCUUUAUCUAGGACCCUGUUCCUGUCUUCGACCCCGAGAAGACCUCCGCAACCAAGGCUUCACACUUCUACUCGGAAUCAGAAAUACGCUUUCGGCUCAGGCGCAAUUAGUUUCGGGCGAUAAGGCCGCUGCUGAUAUCGGGAUUUUGGCCGACACCAUUGAUGUCCUUGAUAAUCAGGAGUUGAUCUCUGCGUUUCCGCGUGCUAUUCGUCGCAUCAAUGAUCAUCUUGCUGGCCUGGAUAUGCCGGGUUCGAUGGAUUCGUCGGAGCCUGCUAUCAAGAAGAAGGUCCUGGUAUUUUGCGAGACUGGUAAUGAGCGCUCGGCUGGUGUGGUCAUUGCGUAUGUCAUGGCUAUGCUGAACAAGGAUUAUAUGUCGGCGACUCAGUUGAUUCAGCAGCAUCGGUUCUGCGUGUCUAUCGAGGAACCCCUAAAGCGGAUUCUGCAUGCUUUUGAUUCUAUUCUUGCUGCUAAGCGGGAUGUGGAGCGUGUGAAGCGUAAUGCCGUUCAAAUGGGUGCAUCGACUCUUGCUCCUCCGCCCAUUCCGCCCGUUUUGUUGGCGAGAAAGCGGAGUUUUCACGAUUGUGUAUUUCAGGAUGCGGCGAUGGAUGACGAUGAUAUGGAUAUGGAUGUAGAUGAUUUCCUACCAGACCGGAAGCCUGUUGCUCCGUUUCAAGACCGGGUGGCUUAG
Messenger RNA from Penicillium longicatenatum, 1020 nucleotides. RefSeq names its product dual specificity protein phosphatase family protein. The coding region runs from base 1 to 1020 and encodes 339 amino acids. NCBI's taxonomy places the organism in Eukaryota, Fungi, Ascomycota, Eurotiomycetes, Eurotiales, Aspergillaceae. The transcript has a single exon. Gene Ontology annotation, biological process: negative regulation of protein binding; negative regulation of SCF-dependent proteasomal ubiquitin-dependent catabolic process; regulation of ERK1 and ERK2 cascade. The record is from RefSeq and is a predicted model, not a curated record. Gene Ontology annotation, cellular component: cytoplasm; nucleoplasm. Gene Ontology annotation, molecular function: protein tyrosine/serine/threonine phosphatase activity; F-box domain binding.